Messenger RNA from Oncorhynchus keta (chum salmon), 2419 nucleotides. RefSeq names its product forkhead box protein J1-A-like. NCBI's taxonomy places the organism in Eukaryota, Metazoa, Chordata, Actinopteri, Salmoniformes, Salmonidae. Gene Ontology annotation, molecular function: sequence-specific DNA binding; DNA-binding transcription factor activity. The record is from RefSeq and is a predicted model, not a curated record. Gene Ontology annotation, biological process: regulation of DNA-templated transcription.
CCUGCUUUUGAGACGUUGAAUUGAACAAGCGCGCAUCAGAGCGCCAAAGACAUCUUUAGGUAUUUUUUCAUACAUUUUCAACAAGUGCAAAUCCUCAAGGCUAAAACGUGAGAUUAAUAAUUUAUCAAUUGGCCAUUUGGAUUGUAAGAUAUUUUCUCAGCAUUAUAUCAGAUCAAGGCUGUUGUCUGGUGGUAUAGGGGGGAGCUUUAGCCAUCGGAGCGGAGGGAGGACCAUGCUGUCUCUAAGCUGUGCAGACCCCUGGCCCGAGGGCUCGGUGGGGCUGGAGGAGGAAGUGGUGACUGCCGCUGCUCAUUCUGAGGAGCUGGACCUGGACGACAGUUCAGCCUCUGCAGGCUCCAGCAGCACUGGGGUCUCUGACAACCUGGAUGACAGCCUGACCAGCCUGCAGUGGCUGCAGGAGUUCUCUAUUCUCAAUGCCAAUGGGCCUCAACAGGCUCCUCUCUCCACUCACCACCAGCCUCACUUCUUCGGCCAUCAGCAGCUGGGCUCAGAGGCUCCCGCUUCCCCUCUGGCUGGUGACCCUGCAUCCAUAGGGAUGCCCCUCACCCCAGGCAAGCCCACAGCAGCAGCCUAUUGUAGGAUGCAGUCCCUGUCAGCCCUCCCUAGCCUUGUGUCCCAUGGUCACUGCCCCGAUGAGGUGGACUACAAGACAAACCCUCAUAUCAAACCACCUUACUCCUACGCCACACUCAUCUGUAUGGCCAUGCAGGCCAGCAAGAAGAUCAAGAUCACCCUCUCCUGCAUCUACAAGUGGAUCACUGACAACUUCUGCUACUUCCGCCAUGCUGACCCCACCUGGCAGAACUCCAUCCGGCACAACCUGUCUCUGAACAAGUGUUUCAUCAAGGUUCCGCGGCAGAAGGAUGAGCCAGGGAAGGGGGGCUUCUGGAAGAUCGAUCCGCAGUACGCAGAGCGCCUCCUCAAUGGGGCCUACAAGAAGAGGGGGAUGCCCCCUGUCCAGAUCAACCCUGCCCUGCAGAACAGGCUUAGGGCCAACUCCCAACCCCUGCCCAGGGGCCUCUGCAACCCCACAGGCAGCCAGAGUGGGCUGUGUGUCAAUCCAGAGGCUCAGCAGCUCCUCAGAGAGUUUGAAGAGGCCACUGGAGCCGACCAGAACUGGGACCCCUGUCUGGCCGAAGGCACCAUGCUGGGGGCAUGGCCCAUGAGAAAGGGAGGCCCUGGACACAAGAGGAAACACACACUGGGCUCCAGGACUGCCAUGGUCAAAGUCCCCCGGCGCUCCAGCUCUCCUUUGCUGUCUGUGGAGGAGCAUAGGGAACUGGGCUCCCUGAAGGGGAACUUUGACUGGGACGCCCUCCUGGAUUCUGCACUGAGUGGGGAGCUGAGUCUGGACGAGGAGGGUCCACUGAGCCCCAUCCCCCAGGAGGAGGACCUGAUGGUGCGGGGGACCCACAUCUGCCCCCUGGAGGCCCCCGCGGGGACAGCAGACAGCAGCCACGUGCUGGCGGAGACCCAGAGGAGCAGCGGAGCAGACUUUGAGGAGACGUUCCUGGCCACAGCAUUCCUGCAGAGCCCCUGGCCAGAGGAAGAGGAGCAGGGAUCUACCAACUUCCUGUGCAGCUCCACAGUCAACCUGGAGCAGCUCUUUGACCUGGGAGACUCCCUCGGAGGGGACCUCAGCAGUAAGAUAGAGUAUCUUCUCUAAAGACAUGUUCUCCAAUUCUUUGGCCUUCAAGACUCGCUGACUAUACUGUGAUGAUGACACUACUAGAUUAUUGUUUAAAAAGAGAGGCACCAUAUGAACUAAAUGGACCUUUUACACAUACACAUUUUUUAAGAUUUCUAGAUUAUGUUUUUUGAAAUUGGUACAAUAAUGGAUGACAUCAUUAAUACCAACAGAGCAAAAAUGCCACAAUGAACUGCAGUAUUCUAAAUGAUUACUGGACAAAAACUAUAUCAAACCUACUGUUGGGACCAUGACAUUGGAUAAUAGACAUGAUCAAUAAGACUUCGCUCACAAAGAGAAACAAAAUAUUCCUGUCUGAGGACAGGAAAACCACCAAUAUGUCUUUGUUUACAGUCUGAAUAUAUAUGUGGUAUUAAAUGGAUUGCAGGUUGACAUGGAUAGAGGAAUUGUCAUCCAGGCACAAGGUGAGCAACAGAACAUUGGAAUUGACAUUUUAGAAAUUUACAUUUAUUUUGCAUUAGAUGAAAUUACAAAGUAAGACUUUACAGUGACUGUACUCUUUGAAAGUUAUGGACAGUUUCGAGAUGCAAGGCCAAUAGCAAAUGAUGAGUUGAGGUGUUGUACCUGACAGUGAUGCAACGUUUUAGCUGCUUAAGAAUAGUUGGUUUAGCAUGCUGAAUAUUUCAUAAAGGUUUAGAUGAAUCCACCUCACAGGGAAUACUAUUAUUUGUUGUGAAGAUCUCUUAUUAU